AUGAAAUAUUUGUAUAGAACUAUCUUUCUCUUACUUAUUAUUAUUAAUGGAAGCUCAGCUGAUAGAAUCAAAGCUCGAAACAAGCGAGUUCAAGAGGAAACUAAUUAAAAUACAUGGGAACCAAUUAGAAUUUAAUAUUAGUUUGCAUAAGAUAGUUAUGAAAAUGAUUACUAGGAUUUCUUUUAAAAGUUAUUACCUGUUGCAUCAACAUUCUUCACAAGAUACUUUUUAGUACAAAGAUUGACCGAGAAAAUUACAUUUGAUACUCUUGAUACAGAAUUUUUUGAAAAAAAAAAUAUAUCAACAUCACUUGCUAACAAACAGUUUGAUGCAGACCUUGUAAACAUUAUAAUCAUAUUAUAUUUAGCUCAUCUUUUUGGUUUUAUUUUCAGAUCCACAAUCCUCUAAAGCAAGUGCUGCUUAUUUUAAAACUGAUUCUGAAACUAAAAGACCUGCUGUAGGUUAUAUUCAAUGGAAUACAUUUUUCACCAAUGUUGCAAAUAUGACUAACUCUGAUUUCGAAUAUUAUGCACAACGUUUAAUUACAGUUACUAUGUAUGUUAUGGGUUUCAUGUUUUAAUCAUUUGUUAAUUAUUACAAUAGUUCAUCUAAGGAAUUGUAUUCUGAAGUUAUUAUUACUGAGGAUGGAAUUAGUUAUUUAUCGACUCCUAGAUUAAGAAAUACAUUGAAAUUGCAUUUUAAUUGCAGUUCUAUUAAGGGAGCUUAACUUGAAGAUGAAGGUGGAGCUAGUGUUCAAUUAUCUCAUUUGGAAAGAGCUGUGUUUUAUAAUGAAAUUUUAACAAGUUCAAUAAUGGAAGGAAAAGUCAUAAUAUCUGAAUUUACAUUUUCUAUAUUUCAAGAUAGCGGGUAAUUGAUCAUUCAAUAAUUAGAUUCUAUAAUUUUAUGGAAUACUACCCAGAUAAAGUACAGUGGGGGAAAAACAAAGGAUGUGAUUUUCUGACUAAAUAAUGUAAUGGCGAAUUUGAUGAAUUUUGUUAAGUAGAAAAUGAGGGUGGAUGCUCCUAUUUAAAUACAGGAUAAGCAAAGUGUCAAUCAGACAAAUACAGUAACUAAUGCAAAUAUUUUUAAAUCUAACAGGGAUAUGAUUGUAAGGAUAAGUCAUCUGCUGGAGGAGAUUAAAAAUAAGAAACAUUUUAAUAUUUUGGAUCUGAUAGCAUGUGUGUUAAAGGAGCAAUAAGUAAGGAUUAAAGUGCUGCUAAUUCAUAACAAUAUAGUUGUUACUAAUACUCUUGUGAUUCAAACAAUCAAUUAAAGUUACUAAUAGAUUAAAAACAAUAUGAUUGUUCAUCAACAUAACCUUAGAAACUAGAUAAUGAUUAUUUUGGAUCAUUGAUAUGUCCAAAAGAUCCUGAAGAAUUUUGUAAAUCUUAAAAUGAUUGUGAAGAUUAAUGUAGUUAGAAUGGAUAUUGCUUAAAUAAAAUGGUAUAUUACUUUAUUUAUUAUUUCUAGUGCAUAUGUCAAUUAGGAUAUUCAGGUAAAAGUUGUUCAGAAAAUUGUUCAAAUUAUAGAUAUUAAAACGCAUGCUUUGAACUGUGUCCAAAAAAUUCAUAUGCCAUUCCCUCUAUUAAAUAUUGUGUUGGAUGUCCUGGAGUAAUUAUUCAAUUUAUAUUUUAUAGAAUUGCUAUAUUUGUGAAAGUUAUAAUAAGUGUAAAUCAUGUAAUCAAGGAUAUAAAUUAAAUGCAAUAGGAUUUUGUGAUAUCAUUGAUCCCUUUUCUGAUGUGGAAGAUGAUGAGAAUUAAACAGGCUCAGGGGAAUAAGAUGAUGAAUAAUAUGUAGAACUAUAUUUUAAUUACGAAUAUGAGAAUGGAUAUAUUCUGGGGGCCACCAUUAUUUUUUUGAUAUUAUUCUGA
Molecule: messenger RNA, 1871 nt
Organism: Paramecium octaurelia
Lineage: Eukaryota; Ciliophora; Oligohymenophorea; Peniculida; Parameciidae
Source: the annotation of a GenBank genome assembly